Messenger RNA from Aspergillus saccharolyticus JOP 1030-1, 1806 nucleotides. RefSeq names its product acyltransferase family protein. Gene Ontology annotation, biological process: polysaccharide biosynthetic process. The transcript is spliced from 3 exons. Gene Ontology annotation, molecular function: acyltransferase activity, transferring groups other than amino-acyl groups. The record is from RefSeq and is a predicted model, not a curated record. Gene Ontology annotation, cellular component: membrane. The coding region runs from base 323 to 1732 and encodes 469 amino acids. Lineage: Eukaryota; Fungi; Ascomycota; Eurotiomycetes; Eurotiales; Aspergillaceae.
CACUACUGCUAUGGUGACUUCCCUUCCCUGCCUCUCUUCCUUCCUUCCUCUCCUGCUCCUCUUCUUCUUCUUCCUCUUCUUCCUCUUCUUCCUUUUCUUCUCUUCUUGUCACUCCUUCAGUCCUUACCUCUUUAUCUACUGACUAGAUAAAUACUAACUACCUAUCUUAACCACCCACCUCUUUCUUCCCUCCCUUUCCUCGGCGCUUAGAUCUCUCUCUCUCUCUCUCUGUGUGUGUGUGUGUGCAUGGCUCGCUUGCGUGCCUAUUGCCUCAGUCUGUCUUUCUCGCUGCUGUGAAUAAUCUUUCUUCAUCUCUUCCACCAUGCAGUCUUUACAGAAAUCCGCUCUCUACACUCGCCUAAGAGAGAGCUUAUGGAAUCCCAACUCUCCCCCCGGAGACCCUCGCAAAAGUGUCAAGUGGAUCGAUGGUCUUCGUGGUAUUGCCUCUUUCCUCGUCGUCCUCACUCACCUCGCCCGUGCCUGGGACUAUGAUCUCUUCGCGCCAAGAGACAAGGAGGGUGUGCCUCCACGCGUUCUCCAGUGGCCCAUUCUUCGCAUUCCAUGGCAGGGACGACUUGGGGUUACCAUCUUCGCCUUUCUGACCGGUUAUGUGUGUGCGUUGAAGCCUCUGAAGCUGUCGCGGGCUGGCAAUCACCUCAGUGCUUUCUCGACCGUUGCCAAGAGCGCCUUCCGCCGCCCUCCGCGCUUGAUCCUCCCAGCCACUAUUGCCCUGUUCAUCUCCUGGGUCAUGGCUCAAUUUGGUGCCUUCGUGGUCGCCAACCGCUCGGAUUGCUGGUGGUGUCGAUAUGCCGCUCCCGACUUGGAGGAUUCCUUCUUCAAAGAAGUCAUCCGGCUGGGAGCGAACUUCCUCAGCACAUGGACAACCGGGUACAUGGCCUAUGAUGACCACCAGUGGGCGUUGCUGCCGCUGUUGAAGGCUUCGAUGCUCGUCUAUGUUUUGCUCUGCGCCACCAUGUACGUCCAGUUCCGGUAUCGCAUUGCCAUCUACAUCGGCAUGAUGCUCUACUUCCAUCAGGACGCCGCCAAGAACACGGAAACCUUCCAACUUCAGGCUGUCUAUGGCAUGCUGCUGAGUGAUAUGUCGUACGACUCCACCUGCCGCUCCUUGAUCGAAACCCACCGCUGGCCGCGCCGGAUCAUCGCCAUCCUGGUGACGAUCGCCGGCCUCUUCAUCUGCUCCUACCCCGGGGAACACCCCGAAUGGGCCACCUGGUCCGACUAUAUGUUCAGGAUCGCCCAAUACAUCUUCCCUCCAGAAGUGAACAUUGGCAAGCGUUACAGUGCGAUCGGUGUCGACAUGAUCAUCUUCGCCAUUUUCAUCUCUCCGGGCACGCAGUCCUUCCUGGCCAAUCGCCUGCUACUCUGGCUUGGCAAGCAGAGUUUUGCCGUCUAUCUGGUUCACGGGACUCUUCUCCGCACCGUUCUCUGCUGGAUGCUCUACGGCAUCACCGGCCAACCGUGGGAGGAAACCGUCGACGAGAACGGCCAGACCGUCCUUCCGCCUUGGUUGCCAAUCCGCCCACCUUGGGUUGUUGCCCUUUGUAUCCCUCUCUGGAUUGGGCUGGUCUACCUCGUGGCGUCCCUGUGGACUGCAUAUGUCGACCCUCUCUGUGCCCGCCUAACGGCGUGGUUGGAGAAGAAGGUCUUUGAUGAGCAAGACGAGAAGGCCUCCGAACUGCCGUUGCAGUUGCGGCCGAUGCCGACGACAUAAACGCCACGAUUGGCUACCCAAUCAAGCGGAUUUCUCCCGAGAGCAGCAGGUGAAGGCAGGAUUUCUUUCUGGCU